AUGGAGCGGCCGUACCAGGGCGGCAGCGCGGCGGCGUGCGCGGAGGAAGGCGGCAGGAAAGGCGAGACCUUUGACGACGCCACCGCGGAGAACCUCCUGGCGAAGCUUCGUCUGAAGUUCCGGUCGGGCGAGACGCGGAGCUUGGCGUGGCGCGAGCAGCAGCUGCGCAAUGUGGUGCGCAUGGCGGAGGAGCACGAGGACGACAUGAUGGCGGCGCUCAAGGCGGAUCUAGGCCGCGGCCGCAUGGAGGCUCUCAUAGAGGUGCUGGGCGUGUGGAAGGCGGCGAGUCACAUGCUGAAGCACUUCAAGAAAUGGCUGCAACCGCACAAGGUGGGCACGCCGCUGUUGUUGAGGCCAGGGCGGUCAGAGGUGCUGUAUGAGCCGCUGGGCGUGGUGCUCAUCAUCUCGCCCUCUGGAACUUCCCCUUUCGUACGUCCCCUCCCCACCGCUUCUCCUUACAACUUCUCCACCGCUUCUCCUUACAACUCCCCCCUAUGGAGCACGUCGUGUAAAUGUCAUGUCAUGGCACCUCGCUGCUGUUCACUGGGCGUGGUGCUCAUCAUCUCGCCCUCUGGAACUUCCCCUUCCGUACGUCCCUUUCCCACCCCCCUUUCUUCUGCCUUCUUGCUGUCUCUGGAGCCGCUAGUGGGAGUGCUAGAAGCGGGCAACGCAGCGGUGCUGAGGCCCUCAGAGGAGCUCUCAUGGUGCCAUCUCUCCUCUCCGCUCUAUCUCGUUGCUGUCUCUGGAGCCGCUAGUGGGAGCGCUAGAAGCGGGCAACGCAGCGGUGCUGAGGCCCUCAGAGGAGCUCUCAUGGUGCCAUCUCUCCUCUCCGCUCUAUCUCGUGUGUGUUUCCAUCCCUCAGUGCUGUCUCUGGAGCCGCUAGUGGGGGCGCUAGCAGCGGGCAACGUGGCGGUGCUGAAGCCCUCAGAGCUCUCCCCCGCCUGCUCACACCUGCUCUCGCGCCUCCUCCCCCUCUACCUCGACUCGCACGCCGUUCAGGCAGGUGCUAUCCACGCCAGUGCGCUCAGAGUGACACAAGGGGCGACGCGUGCACGUGCAGGCAGCAGCACAUCCCUGCGGUUCGCUCUCAUCCCCAACCCCCUUCUUCCCCACCCCCCUUCUUCCCCAACCCCCUUCUUCCCCAACCCCCUUCUUCCCCAACCCCCUUCUUCCCCAACCCCCUUCUUCCCCAACCCCCCCCACCCUUGCCGUAAGCAUUUGACACCUGUCACUCUGGAGCUGGGCGGCAAAAAUCCACUGUUCAUCGACGAGUCCGCUGACCUGGAGGUGUGUGCUGCCGACCUGGAGGUGUGUGCUGCCGACCUGGAGGUGUGUGCUGCCGACCUGGAGGUGUGUGCUGCCGACCUGGAGGUGUGUGCUGCUGACCUGGAGGUGUGUGCUGCCGACCUGGAGGUGUGUGCUGCUGACCUGGAGGUGUGUGCUGCCGACCUGGAGGUGUGUGCUGCUGACCUGGAGGUGUGUGCUGCCGACCUGGAGGUGUGUGCUGCCGACCUGGAGGUGUGUGCUGCUGACCUGGAGGUGUGUGCUGCUGACCUGGAGGUGUGUGCUGCCGACCUGGAGGUGUGUGCUGCCGACCUGGAGGUGUGUGCUGCUGACCUGGAGGUGUGUGCUGCCGACCUGGAGGUGUGUGCUGCUGACCUGGAGGUGUGUGCUGCCGACCUGGAGGUGUGUGCUGCUGACCUGGAGGUGUGUGCUGCUGACCUGGAGGUGUCAGCAAGGCGGAUCGUAUCGGGCAAGUGCACGAACGCGGGGCAGGUGUGCCUCCUGCCCGACUACAUUCUCGCCUCCAAGGACGUUGCUGCGCGGCUGGUUCGUCUAGAGGAGCUGCCCCAUCUGAAGGCAGCCGUGGAGCAGUUUUACGGCAGCAACCCCGCUGGGUGCCCUGACCUCGCCCGCAUCAUCAACACCUCCCACCUGCUCCGCCUGCAGAGGCUUCUCGACCAUCCUGCUACCGCCUCCUGUGUCGUGCACGGGGGGCAGAGCGAUGUGGAAUCGAGGUACUUUGCCCCAACGCUGCUGCUCAACGUGCCCUGGGAUGCCCCCAUCAUGCAGUCCGAGAUCUUUGGGCCCAUCCUGGCCAUCCAAACAGUGUCAGGAGUGGACGAGGCCAUUGGAAUCGUCAACGCGCGCCCCAAGCCGCUCGUGGUGAUAAUCUUCACGUCCCGGGAGGACGUGCGGCAGCGCUUCCUCAAGGAGAGCAGCUCGGGGGCUGUCGUGGCCAAUGAGCUCAUCCUGCAGCGCUUCCUCAAGGAGAGCAGCUCGGGGGCUGUGGUUGGCAACGAGCUCAUCCUGCAGGUGCGGCAGGGGGGAGAGGGUUCUGGGGGAAGGGAGGAAAGGAGUGGGAGGGAAAGCGAUAAUCAUGCGGUUAGUCUGCAACAUGGAGUGCCGUUUGGUGGUGUGAGAGACAGCGGCACGGGGCAGUAG
Closterium sp. Naga37s-1 is the source of this 2445-nucleotide messenger RNA. The record is from the annotation of a GenBank genome assembly. NCBI's taxonomy places the organism in Eukaryota, Viridiplantae, Streptophyta, Zygnematophyceae, Desmidiales, Closteriaceae.